Messenger RNA from Phoenix dactylifera (date palm), 1502 nucleotides. Lineage: Eukaryota; Viridiplantae; Streptophyta; Magnoliopsida; Arecales; Arecaceae. The record is from RefSeq and is a predicted model, not a curated record.
GCAGCGGGGAGGAGAACAUAGAUCGAAUUCGAGGCAGAAUAUGGCAUCCCUGUCCCUGGCAAGGAGAGCAGCGGCGCUCUCACCGAUCGGGAUGAGGAUCAGGGCCUCUCUCGCCUCCAUCUCUCCUUCCAAUCCCUGCCUUCUCCUUUCCAAAUAUCCAGUUUCUGGAAGAUUUGGAUUGUCAAAGGUUUGGCCAAAGUGUCGUCGGCUCGUUUCACCAAUUUAUGCACCAGGGUCGGAGCCAGUAUUCAAUAUGCAGAGGAUAUUUUUGCAAAGCUUUAAACCAUCUGAAAGGAAGUUAUUAACUGGAAGUUUACUCGGGAUCACUGUUGUAGCUGGAAUGAUGAAUCCUCAGUCACAUGUUGCAUAUGCUAUGGAUGAUUUUGAGGACAUUGAACAACCUUCAGGGUAUUUAAAGGAUGACCUAAAUGCCUUCUGGACUUUGGCAAGAAAAUUUCAGCUGCCAGCUGUACUGCUUAUGACAGUGUUGUUGGGAUGGAGGCAUCCUCUUACACUUGCCAUUAAUAUUGCUCUUCUUCUUUUCUGCACAAGGCCCAGCCCUUUGUCGGCGUAUAUUUUCAUUGAGCAGCUACGUCAGAGAGAUAUGCGCCGAGAUCCUAGACUUCAUAAAUCAAAGUUCUUCUAUGCGAAGAAAGUCGAAGUUGAAGAUUACAAGUUCCUAUGCUUAGCAGAGGUUGAAUUAAGAGAUGUAAAGCUGAAAAUUAUUGGACUCUUGGGUGGUUGGUGGGUUGUUCAUACUUCAAGAAUUUAGGGUGACACAGGAUCAUGAAGAUGAAACUUUAUGAAUCACGGGUGGCAGUUUGGUCACCCAAGUUUGAAAGUACAAUGGAUUAGACCGAGGUAUAGUGUAGUUUUUGGAUAAAAUUAGCAGCUGUGAUACCAUAUGAAAUUUUACUCUUGCAGUUGCAGGUACUGGCUCUGCUCUCGCUGAAGGGUUUUUGUAAUUGAAUGGCUUUACAUUCAGAGCAGCAGAAUUUGCUUGGCAGGGCUUUUUCCCUUUUUCAUCUCUGCCAGGAGUUCAAUUGUUUUCUGAUUUUUUGUCAUUGAAUUGGGCGUGCCUGCAUCAUGACCAUGAUUCAGUAAGCCUUAUUAGCUGGGAUAAUGGCUGCAAGCGGGUCCAUCAAUCUCCAGCCAGUGCGGAUCCAAGUUUGGAAUCUUGUCAGGUUCAAAUGCAUUCAGGUCUAUCACAUCCUUCUGGAUCUGAUUUAAUCUGGGUUAUGUGAAUAGACUUGAUCUGACUCAUCUGAGCAGAUCGUAUUGGGUGGUCCAGAAGGUCCAGGAUGUUUCAUGAAAUUCAGGCUUCAUCUGAACGUGUUAAUGUAAAUUAGCAACUUGUGUCUAGAUCUAAUUUGUCUACACUAUGAAGCACAUUCCUGGACGGAACCUAGAUACUUGCUCUUGAGAAUGUUUAAGAUAUUACAGUGGGAGCGAGGGUCAUUGUGCAAAUAUGAUAUGCUUAGAUAUCAGGGUUGAUUUCUCUA